This is a messenger RNA of Vitis vinifera (wine grape), 5196 nucleotides long. Its product is annotated as protein CHROMATIN REMODELING 20. Bases 448 to 4968 code for a protein of 1506 amino acids. The record is from RefSeq and is a predicted model, not a curated record. Lineage: Eukaryota; Viridiplantae; Streptophyta; Magnoliopsida; Vitales; Vitaceae. Gene Ontology annotation, cellular component: nucleus. Gene Ontology annotation, molecular function: ATP binding; ATP-dependent chromatin remodeler activity; ATP hydrolysis activity. The transcript is spliced from 27 exons.
AUAUGCGAGAACGAUUCUAUUUCUCCCUUCGUUUCUUUGCCUUCUCUCUCCAAAACUCCCUAUUUGUGUCUGAAAUCUAAAAAUAAAAAUUUCCCUCCUCGGAGGAGUCGUUGCGAGCCCUAGCUUCUUCUCAGCGACCUCUGAAACAGAACUUGGACCCUUCUUUUCUCAGGUAAGAAUGCAAAGGUAUAGAAAUAAAGAAGAAAGGGCGCCCAAAGGUUAAUCCAAAGCAUACCAAUAGUGUACAAGAGGCGCCUAAAGGCAAAGACAAAAAAGAAGAGGGGAUACAAAAAACUCAUCCACCUUCAUCUACGACUGAUCAGGAACCUUGUUGUGAUUAUUGAGGAUCUAUGUUUUUCUUUCCUUCUCACAUAAGUGGGCUGCUUAGGAAACCUUAGAUAUUGUUUUAUUGGGUUACCUAUUCAAUCAACACGACUUAUGUAAGAGAUGGACGAAGAACAUGAGGAAGUGGAAGAUGUCGAGAGUAGUUCUAGUGAUUCUUUCAUUGAUGAUUUAGACAACAAUGAAUCAAUGACAUCUGGUCAAGAUGAUGGAUUGCAUCUUGAGGUCACUUUGACUGAGGAAGAAAUAGAAGAGUUAAUUGCUGAAUUCUUGGAUGUUGAGAGUAAGGCUGCAGAGGCCCAAGAAUCACUUGAAGAGGAAUCACUUUCCAAAUUGGAGAUUGAAGUUAGAGAAGAGUUGGCACAAACCCUUCAAGGGAAUGAUUUGGAAACGGCUGUUGCAGAGGAAAUGGCAAAUUUUAAGGAAGAGUGGGAAGCUGUGCUUGAUGAACUUGAGACUGAGAGUGCUCACUUGUUGGAACAACUUGAUGGGGCUGGUAUUGAAUUACCAAGUCUCUAUAAGUGGAUUGAAAGUCAGGCUCCUAAUGGUUGUUGCACUGAAGCUUGGAAACAAAGGGUACAUUGGAUAGGAUCUCAGGUGACUGGUGAUACUACUGAAUCAAUCAUAGAAGCUGAAAAGCAUCUCCAAACUGACAGGCCGGUGCGAAGACGACAUGGAAAACUAUUGGAGGAGGGUGCCAGUGGAUAUCUGGCAAACAAACUUGCUAGUGAUGGGAACAGAGAGGCUGUCACAGAGAAUGCAGAAGUGGAUUGGUGCUCUUUCAACAAAUGUUUUUCUGAUCAUGCAUCUGAGGAUAGUACUUUAUUCGGCAGUGAGCACUGGGCUUCUGUGUACUUAGCAAGUACUCCACAGCAAGCGGCAGUGAUGGGGCUCAAAUUUCCUGGAGUUGAUGAGGUGGAGGAGAUCGAUGAUAUUGAUGGCAAUUCAAGUGAUCCAUUUGUUGCAGAUGCCAUAGCGAAUGAAAGAGCCGUGGAUCUUUCUGAAGAACAGAAGAAAAAAUUUAAAAAGGUGAAAGAGGAAGAUGAUGCAAAUAUAGAUCGGAAGCUUCAACUUCAUUUGAAACGUAGGAGAUAUAGAAAGAGAAGUACACAGGAAACCAUUCAGAAAGAAGAUCGGUUGGCAGAAAACAUCUUAGACAAUUCUGUGCUUUUGAAUGACUACUCUCAGGCUGUUUUGAGAGAGAAAACUCGUGGGGACGGGGUAAGUAUAUCUAAUAAUAAUGAUGAUGGUGCAUGUCAAAGUUCGAAAACUGAGGUGUCGGAAAGUCUUGAAAUGCCUGACACUCUUGACAAAGAAAGGCCUGCAAGUAAUGGCAAUUCUUCGGUGCUUUCUGGCUCUGUUUUGCCUGAUUCAACUGAAACCAAAGGAUUCAAGCGUUCACAUGACAAUGGGGAACUUGAUGUUGAUAAUAAGAGGUUUCGGACUGUUAUCAUAGAUAGUGAUGAUGAAACUCAUGAGGUGGGCAAUGUAUCCAAUUCUCUUGUUAACAAUAUGACUAAGAUGGAGGGUCAGUCUGUUUUGCAAGAAACUGAAGGUGAUUUUGUUGGUUCUGGUUCUCUUCCUUCAAAGCAUAUGAAUGGGAAUUUUCACUGCACUGCUUGUAAUAAAGUGGCUAUUGAAGUGCACUGUCAUCCUCUUCUGAAAGUAAUCAUCUGUGGGGAUUGCAAAUGUUUAAUUGAGAGAAAGAUGCAUGUUAAGGAUCCUGAUUGCUCUGAGUGUUAUUGUGGAUGGUGUGGACGGAGCAAUGACUUGGUAGGUUGUAAGUCAUGUAAAACAUUAUUCUGUAUUACGUGUAUAAAGAGGAACAUCGGCGAAGAAUGCUUGUCAGAUGUCAAAGCAAGUGGCUGGCAAUGUUGUUGCUGCUCUCCAAGUCUUCUGCAACAAUUGACUUCGGAGUUAGAAAAAGCCAUUGGAUCUAGUAGUCUGACAGUUUCUAGCUCUGAUAGUGAUUCAGAUGAUUCAGAUGAAGAUAUCAAUGUUGCAAUCAGCUCCAAACGAAGAAGGAAAAAGAAAAUUCGGAGGAUUCUUGAUGAUGCUGAGUUAGGGGAAGAGACCAAAAGAAAAAUUGCAAUCGAAAAGGAACGGCAAGAACGUCUCAAGUCUCUACAAGUGCAGUUUUCCGAGAAAUCCAAGAUGAUGAAUGCUGCAAGUUGCAAUGGUAAUUUAUCAGAGGAUACUAGUGUUGAAGUUCUAGGUGAUGCUUCGAAAGGUUAUAUAGUGAAUGUUGUGAGGGAAAAAGGUGAAGAAGCUGUGAGGAUUCCUCCAAGCAUCUCUGCCAAAUUGAAAGUCCAUCAGAUCACAGGGAUACGAUUUAUGUGGGAAAAUAUUAUCCAGUCCAUUAGAAAAGUGAAAUCUGGUGAUAAAGGUCUUGGUUGCAUUCUAGCUCACACCAUGGGGCUUGGUAAAACUUUUCAGGUGAUAGCUUUCUUAUAUACUGCAAUGAGAAGUAUUGACUUAGGAUUAAGAACUGCACUUAUCGUUACACCUGUAAAUGUGCUGCACAAUUGGCGACAGGAGUUCAUAAAAUGGAGACCUUUGGAAUUGAAGCCUCUUCGUGUCUUCAUGUUGGAAGAUGUUUCAAGGGAGAGAAGAGCAGAAUUGCUUGCAAAGUGGAGAGCUAAGGGUGGUGUCUUUUUAAUCGGCUAUAGUGCAUUCAGAAACUUAUCCCUUGGGAAGAAUGUGAAAGAUCGCCAUAUGGCUAGAGAAAUUUGCUAUGCCCUGCAGGAUGGACCAGAUAUACUGGUCUGUGAUGAGGCCCACAUGAUCAAGAACACCAGGGCUGAUACAACUCAAGCCUUGAAACAAGUGAAGUGCCAGAGGCGGAUUGCAUUGACUGGAUCACCUCUUCAAAACAAUCUCAUGGAAUAUUAUUGUAUGGUUGAUUUUGUAAGAGAAGGAUUCCUUGGAAGUAGCCAUGAAUUCCGAAACCGCUUCCAAAAUCCUAUAGAGAAUGGACAACAUAUGAACUCCACAUCAGAUGAUGUAAAAAUAAUGAAUCAGAGGUCUCAUAUCCUCUAUGAACAACUAAAAGGGUUUGUCCAAAGAAUGGACAUGAGUGUGGUCAAGAAUGACUUGCCCCCUAAAACUGUUUUUGUAAUGGCUGUAAAGCUUUCUUCCUUACAACGGAAAUUAUACAAAAGAUUCCUUGAUGUGCAUGGCUUCACAAAUGACAAGGUUUCUAGUGACAAGAUAAGGAAGAGAUGUUUUUUUGCUGGGUAUCAGGCCUUAGCUCAGAUAUGGAACCAUCCUGGGAUCUUGCAAUUGACAAAAGAAGAAAAAGACUAUGCAAGACGUGAAGAUGGUGUUGAGAAUUUUCUUGCAGAUGACAGCUCUAGUGAUGAUAAUAUAGAUUACAAUACUGUUCUUGGAGCAGAGAAGGUGAGGAACAAGAAUGAGAUUCAACAAGGAAAAGUCGAUAGUGGCUUAUAUCAGAAGGGUUGGUGGAAUGAUCUUCUCCAUGAAAAUAAUUAUAAAGAGGUUGAUUACAGUGGCAAAAUGGUUUUGCUGCUUGAUAUCCUAACCAUGUGUGCUGAUGUGGGUGAUAAGGCUCUGGUUUUUAGUCAGAGCUUAUCAACUCUAGAUCUGAUAGAAUAUUAUCUUUCAAAAUUAUCACGGCAAGGGAAGAAAGGGAAAUGUUGGAAGCAAGGAAAAGACUGGUACAGGCUAGAUGGAAGAACAGAGGGCUCUGAAAGGCAAAAGCUAGUAGAGAGAUUUAAUGACCCCUUAAAUAAAAGGGUGAAAUGCACUUUGAUAUCCACCCGAGCUGGAUCUUUGGGAAUCAAUCUUCAUUCUGCUAACCGUGUCAUCAUUGUUGAUGGAUCAUGGAAUCCAACAUAUGAUCUUCAGGCUAUAUAUCGGGCUUGGAGGUAUGGCCAAACUAAGCCAGUGUUUGCUUACCGAUUGAUGGCUCAUGGAACUAUGGAAGAAAAAAUUUAUAAGCGUCAGGUGACAAAGGAAGGCCUUGCUGCCAGGGUGGUCGAUAGACAACAAGUACAUAGGACUAUCUCUAAAGAGGAGAUGUUACAUCUCUUUGAUUUUGGUGAUGAUGAGAACCCUGAUAUUUUACCUGAGAGGGGCAAAGAGGAAGAGCAUACAACCAACCAAAAUAUGACUGGUCAAGUUGGAAAUUCGCUAAAGGAUAAAUUAUCUCUUUCUCAUGGAAGCUGCUCUUCUGACAAGUUAAUGGAAAGUUUACUUGUCAGGCAUUAUCCACGGUGGAUUGCUAACUACCAUGAACAUGAGACCCUUCUGCAAGAGAAUGAAGAGGAGAAGCUAUCAAAAGAGGAGCAAGACAUGGCUUGGGAAGUAUAUCGGAGAACUUUAGAAUGGGAAGAAGUACAGCGAGUACCCCUUGAUGAGUCUACAUUUGAGCGAAAACCAGCUGUUUCAAAUGCAGCCCCCCUUGUAACAGAGAGCAUCAGUCUCUCAGAGACCAAGAUUAGUAGAUUGAGGAAUCAUUUGGUGCAGCGGAAAUGCACCAACCUUUCUCACAUGCUGACUCUUAGAAGUCAGGGCACAAAAGUUGGUUGCAGUACUGUAUGUGGGGAAUGUGCACAAGAAAUAAGCUGGGAGGACCUUAAUAGGGAUGGCAGGGCAGUAAGGUGAGGGUCCUGAGGGACGGUCCUUCCUGUCAUGUAAUCAACUCUGCUUUGUAAAUGGCAGCUCCUGUAAGUUCAAUGUCAUUUUGAACACAUAAUAACAUUCUUUUUGGUAGUUUCUAACCUGUAAAAAUGCUGCCUGUAUAUUUGCGGAAACUGAACUUAUGAUGUAAAAUUUAGGUUUUAUCAACCACAUAUUGAAAUUAUAUGAUAUAAAAGCGAGUGUUUUCUUUGA